Messenger RNA from Penicillium digitatum Pd1, 351 nucleotides. It is a transcript of the gene S10a, whose product is annotated as 40S ribosomal protein uS10. Gene Ontology annotation, cellular component: ribosome; cytosolic small ribosomal subunit. NCBI's taxonomy places the organism in Eukaryota, Fungi, Ascomycota, Eurotiomycetes, Eurotiales, Aspergillaceae. The record is from RefSeq and is a predicted model, not a curated record. Gene Ontology annotation, biological process: translation. Gene Ontology annotation, molecular function: structural constituent of ribosome; RNA binding.
AUGUCUUUCCAGAAGCCCGAGAAGGAGUUCGGCGAGGGCCCUAAGGUCCACAAGAUCCGCAUUACCCUCACCUCCCGCAAGGUUGCCUCCCUCGAGAAGGUCUGCCAGGAGCUGAUUGACCGUGCUCGCUCCAAGUCCCUCCAGGUCAAGGGCCCCGUCCGUCUCCCCACCAAGACCCUCCAGAUCUCCACCCGUAAGACCCCCAACGGUGAGGGUUCCAAGACCUGGGACAAGUUCGAGAUGCGCAUUCACAAGCGUCUCAUCGACCUCCUCGCCCCCACCGAGACUGUCAAGCAGAUCAUCAUCAACAUUGAGGCUGGUGUUGAGGUUGAGGUCACCAUUGCCGCAUAA